CUACAGCCUACGACAAUCAAAAGCAAAAAAAAUACAGCAUACCUCAAAAAGAAAAAUAAAGGAAGAAGAAAUCCAAUUGAAUGGAAACCCAGAAUUCAAAAUUGAUGUACAUGGCUUUAACAGUCAUAAUAAUAAUAAUAAUAAUCCCUGCAAUUUUAGGGUAUCUGGGUAUUAUGAAAUGGUUGAGAAGAAAAAAAUACCCACCAGUUGCAGGCACCAUGUUUAAUCAGCUUCUAAACUUCAAAAAGCUUCAUCAUUAUAUGACACAUCUUGCUGCUAAAUACAAAACUUACAGAUUAUUAACCCCUUUUCGAAAUGAAAUUUACACUUCUGAUCCUUCUAAUAUUGAGUAUUUCCUCAAGACCAAUUUUUCUAAUUAUGGCAAGGGGGACUAUAACUAUGCCAAUCUAAGUGAUCUAUUGGGUGACGGGAUCUUUGCUGUAGAUGGUGAAAAAUGGCGCCACCAAAGGAAAGUUUCGAGCUACGAGUUCUCCACAAGGGUAUUGAGGGAUUAUAGCACCAUGAUCUUCCGCGACAAUGCAGUUAAACUCGCAAAUGUAAUCGCUAAUGCUGCAAAUUCCGACCAAAUCAUGGACAUCCAAGAUUUGUUCAUGAAAUCAACACUAGACUCUAUCUUCAAAGUUGCAUUUGGAGUUGAAUUAGAUAGUAUGUGUGGAUCAAAUGAAGAAGGGAAACAGUUUAGCGAGGCGUUCGAUGAUUCUAGUGCGUUAUCCUUGUACCGAUAUGUAGACAUCUUGUGGCCGAUCAAAAAAUUUCUCAAUAUUGGUUCCGAGGCAAAGCUUAAGAGGAACAUCAAAAUUGUCGAUGAUUUUGUUUACAAGUUGAUCAAGAACAAAGUCGAAGCAAUGAAAAGUCCACAAAAGGAUUCUUUAUUAAAGAAAGACGACAUCUUGUCGAGAUUCUUGGAUGUGGGUAAUGAUGAUUUGAAGUAUUUGAGAGACAUAAUCUUGAAUUUUGUGAUUGCUGGGAAAGACACCACAGCAGGUACACUUUCAUGGUUUACAUAUAUGAUUUGUAAACACCAAAAAGUGCAGGAUAAGGUUGCUGAAGAAGUAAGGAAAGUUACAAACAUGAAAGGUGUAAGAAAUUAUUCAGAGUUUGCAGCAUGUCUGACUGAAGAAGCACUUGAAAGAAUGCAGUAUUUACAUGCUGCAUUGACUGAGACUCUCAGACUCUAUCCUGCUGUUCCAGUGGACUCGAAGAUAUGUUUUGCUGAUGACACAUUUCCUGAUGGAUACUGUGUGAAUAAAGGAGACAUGGUAGCUUACCAACCCUAUGCAAUGGGAAGAAUGAAGUUUAUUUGGGGCGACGAUGCGAAGGAGUUUCGACCAGAAAGAUGGCUUAAUCAAGACGGCCUCUUCCAAGCAGAGAGUCCCUUCAAGUUUACAGCCUUUCAGGCAGGUCCACGAAUUUGUCUAGGAAAGGAGUUUGCUUACAGGCAGAUGAAGAUCUUUUCAGCUGUUUUGUUGAGCAGUUUCAUCUUCAAACUUAGUGAUGAGGAAAGCAUAGUAAAUUAUAGGACUAUGAUUAAUCUUCACAUUGAUGGUGGUUUACACAUUUGUGCUCUCCAUCGAGAUUAAGCACCCAACAAAAUGAGGUAUAUUAGUGUAUGAUACAAAAUAACUACAAUAACUUUUUAUUAUUUUGUAUUGUAUAUUAGGGUAUAAUCCUAUUUAUAUGUACAAAUUCUCAAACGAGAUGCUUUCAUGUUUAGACUAUUUCUAUUAGGUUGGAUUAAUGUACAAUUAUAUCAUAAAUACUAAUAAAAGAACUGGAAAAUAACACAUGACAACUUCUUAUAAUUUUGUAAAAUAUAGAAGUAUUAAUUUAAUUGGACUAUAAUUGAUUGUGU
Molecule: messenger RNA, 1873 nt
Organism: Amaranthus tricolor (Joseph's coat)
Lineage: Eukaryota; Viridiplantae; Streptophyta; Magnoliopsida; Caryophyllales; Amaranthaceae
Product: cytochrome P450 704C1-like
Exons: 6
Coding region: 81-1601 (506 amino acids)
Molecular function (GO): heme binding; iron ion binding; monooxygenase activity
Source: RefSeq, a predicted model, not a curated record